Messenger RNA from Candidozyma haemuli, 1713 nucleotides. RefSeq lists its product as uncharacterized. The transcript has a single exon. Lineage: Eukaryota; Fungi; Ascomycota; Pichiomycetes; Serinales; Metschnikowiaceae. Gene Ontology annotation, biological process: transmembrane transport. The record is from RefSeq and is a predicted model, not a curated record. Gene Ontology annotation, molecular function: transmembrane transporter activity. The coding region runs from base 1 to 1713 and encodes 570 amino acids.
AUGAGCGCUCCUAAUUACGACAAUCACUCUCACAGUGAUGAGAAAGACUUCAAGGACUCAAGAAACGUCUCUGUCCAUCAACUCAGUCUGUCGUCGUCGCUGUCCAGUGGUGAGCAGUCCGGGCCUGAGUCUGUUCCUGACGUUGUUCCAUAUAACGAACAAGUCCCUAUCACACACCUUGCAGACGAUGCUGUGUCUAGGGAAUUGUCAAGAAUCAAGUCUUAUGCUUCGGCUGCAACUCAAGGUCGUCCUAAUGAAGAAGACAUCGGUACUGGUACUGAUGAAAAAGAUUCAGACGCCCAGUCGGUCUACAGUAUUUCUAAAGACCCAAAGUUUGACAGGUUCUCAUCUAGAAAGAAGGGUCUUUAUGUCUUCAUUGUCUCGGCUGCAUGUUUCUUGUCGCCAUUAUCUGGUCUCGCUUUCUUGCCAGCCGUGCCUGAGAUUGCCGAGCGUUUCAACACCACUGGUGAAGUGAUUAAUAUUUCUGCUGCUGUUUACUGUGUUUUCAUGUCGUUAUCUCCUUGUAUCUUCUCGCCCAUUUCAGAUAUUUAUGGUAGAAGAUUCUGUUUCGUCAGCUGUUGCAUCGCUUAUUGUAUCUGCACUAUUUUGGUCGCUGUUUCUGUCAACUUGGCAAUGUUUUACAUUUUCCGUGCUUUAACAGCGCUAUUUGCUACAGCUUUCUUUAGUGUUGGCGCUCACAUUAUUGCCGACUGUUAUAUUCCAAGUGAGCGUGGCCGUCAAAUGUCAUGGAUCGUUACUGGCGCACAGACCGGUACCUCUAUUGGUGGUGUUAUUGGUGGUAUCAUUGUGAACUGGACUUCAUGGAGAGUUAUCUUCUGGGUUAUGGCCGGUUUGGGUGGUGUGAUUCUAGUCCUCGGUGUCUUCUGCUUGCCAGAAACUUCCUACCGCACCAAGCACCUGAUUCUUUUGGAAGAAGCCCGCAAGGUAGAACCAAACAAGAAGUUUGUCUUUGUUUGGUUCAACCCUCUUCGUAUCAUUGGUGCCUUGAAGUACCCAACCUUGUCGCUUGAUGGUUUCAUUGUCAUUGCUAUGGUUUAUAACAUGUACUCGUUGCUUACCCCUAUUCGUUAUGUGUUGAACCCAAGAUUUGACUUGGAGCUGCCAUUGUACUCUGGUUUGUUUUAUUUGGCACCUGGUGUUGGUUACUUGAUUGGUUCUUUCUUUGGUGGUCGUCUCGCCGACAGAACCGUCAAGAAGUGGAUCAAGAAGAGAGGUAGAAGAGUUCCUGAAGACAGACUUAGACAGAUGGUGAUGUCCUUGACCUUCUACUACCCAGGAUGUAUUCUCAUCUACGGCUGGACCGUGGAUAAGGCUGUUGGAGGUAUGGCUGUUCCUAUCAUCUUUAUGUUCCUCUCUGGUCUCGCCCAAACUAUUGCUUUCCCAGCCAGUAACACCUACUGUGUUGACUCUGUUCCUGAACUUCACGGUGACGGUGUUGCCUCAUCUUACUUUUCCAGAUACUUGGCUGCCGCUGUUGCCUCAGGUACAUGUUUGAGAAGUAUUGAGAACAUUGGUGUCGGCUGGACCUGUACUAUCAGUGCCUUUGUGUUGUUUGCUGCCCUGGGAUGUAACUUUAUUCUUAUUUUCUAUGGCGAGACCAUGAGAAUGAAGUCAUUGGUGAAGUACGGCCACAGAACCCAAGAAGAGCUCGACAAGGUGGUUGAAUUACAGAAGGACGAGCCAAAAUGGUAA